Messenger RNA from Pseudopodoces humilis (Tibetan ground-tit), 2151 nucleotides. RefSeq names its product POZ/BTB and AT hook containing zinc finger 1 (gene PATZ1). Lineage: Eukaryota; Metazoa; Chordata; Aves; Passeriformes; Paridae. The record is from RefSeq and is a predicted model, not a curated record. Gene Ontology annotation, molecular function: DNA-binding transcription factor activity, RNA polymerase II-specific; protein binding. Gene Ontology annotation, cellular component: nucleus. Gene Ontology annotation, biological process: regulation of transcription by RNA polymerase II.
AUGGAGCGGGUGAGCGAGGCCGCCGCCUGCGGCCCCUCGUCGGGCUGCUACACCUACCAGGUGAGCCGGCACAGCGCCGACGUGCUGCACAGCCUCAACCAGCAGCGCAAGAACGGCGGCCGCUUCUGCGACGUGCUCCUACGCGUGGGCGACGAGAGCUUCCCGGCGCACCGCGCCGUGCUGGCCGCUUGCAGCGAGUACUUCGAGUCGGUGUUCAGCGCGCAGCUCGGCGACGGGGCAGGUGGCGGCGGCGGCGGCGCGGAGGGGAGCGCGGCGGAGGCGGCGGCCGGAGGGGCUGCAGCGGCGGCCGGCGGCGCCCCCGGGGGCGGGCGGGAGCUGGAGAUGCACACCAUCAGCUCCAAGGUGUUCGGAGACAUCCUGGACUUCGCCUACACGUCCCGCAUCGUGGUGCGGCUGGAGAGCUUCCCGGAGCUCAUGACGGCCGCCAAGUUCCUACUGAUGCGCUCCGUGAUCGACAUCUGCCAGGAGGUCAUCAAGCAGUCCAACGUGCAGCUCCUCGUGCCCCCCGCACGCCCUGACAUUAUGUUGUUCCGUCCGGGGGCUGCUGACCUCGGCUUCCCUCUUGACAUGACCAAUGGUGCCGCUUUGGCACCCAAUGGCAAUGGCAUUGCUGGCAUGCCUGAAGACGAGGCCACGCGGGCUGCGCUCACGGCUGCGCAAUCCUCCCUACCUGUCCUGCAGGGUGUGGACCGCCUGCCCAUGGUGGCGGGACCUCUGUCCCCACCGCUGCUGGCCUCACCGUUCCAGAAUGUUGCUGCUAGUGCCCCCACUUUAAGCACCAAGAGGGGCAGAGGGCGUCCCCGUAAAGCCAAUCUCUUGGACUCCAUGAUGUUUGGUACCCCAGGGGGCCUGCGAGAGGCUGGUAUCCUGCCUUGUGGUCUCUGUGGGAAAGUAUUCACGGAUGCUAAUCGUCUUCGGCAGCACGAGGCUCAACAUGGGGUGACAAGCUUACAGCUGGGCUACAUAGACAUCCCACCCCCACGACUGGGUGAAAACGGUGUUCCUGGUCAGGAUGACCCCGAUGCACCUCGAAAAAGAAGCAGGACAAGGAAACAGGUGGCCUGUGAGAUCUGUGGCAAGAUUUUUCGGGAUGUGUACCACCUGAAUCGGCACAAGCUGUCACACUCUGGCGAAAAGCCUUACUCUUGUCCGGUGUGUGGCUUGCGGUUCAAGCGAAAAGACAGGAUGUCCUAUCAUGUUCGAUCGCAUGAUGGCUCUGUGGGAAAGCCCUACAUCUGCCAGAGCUGUGGAAAAGGCUUUUCCAGGCCAGACCACUUGAAUGGACACAUCAAACAGGUGCAUACCUCAGAGAGACCUCACAAAUGUCAGCAGGAAAAUGGCAGCCACCAUGGAAUAAGCUCAGAGACAUCCACAUCCAUAGAAAAGUUGAAACUUCAAGAGACUUGUAAUGCUUCCUUUGCCACUCGUGACCGGCUGCGCUCACACCUGGCAUGUCACGAAGACAAAGUUCCAUGCCAGGUGUGUGGGAAGUACUUGCGAGCAGCAUAUAUGGCAGAUCACUUGAAGAAGCAUAGCGAAGGACCAAGCAAUUUCUGCACUAUCUGUAACCGAGGUUUCUCCUCUGCCUCCUACUUAAAGGUCCAUGUUAAAACCCACCACGGUGUUCCCCUUCCCCAGGUCUCCAGGCACCAGGAGUCCAUCCCGAAUGGGGGAGCAGCGUUCCACUGCGUCAGGACCUAUGGCAUCAAAGAAGGCCAGAAAUGUUCACAUUCGGACCCGAUUGAGAGUUCUGAUUCAUAUGGAGACCUCUCUGACACCAGUGACCUCAAGACUCCUGAGAAACAGAGCACCAAUGGGUCCUUCUCGUGUGACCUGGCAGUCAGCAAAAACAAAAUGGAGACGGAAGGAGAGAAGAAGUACCCGUGCCCUGAAUGCGGCAGCUUUUUCAGAUCAAAGUCUUAUCUGAACAAACACAUACAGAAAGUUCACGUCAGGGCCCUUGGUGGCCCACUGGGGGACCUGGGUCCUGCUCUAGGAUCCCCCUUCUCACCCCAACAGAACAUGUCUCUCCUGGAGUCGUUUGGGUUUCAGAUCGUCCAGUCAGCAUUUGCAUCAUCCCUAGUGGAUCCAGAGGUCGACCAGCAACCAAUGGGGCCAGAGGGGAAAUGA